This is a messenger RNA of Coccinella septempunctata (seven-spotted ladybird), 1888 nucleotides long. RefSeq lists its product as uncharacterized. Lineage: Eukaryota; Metazoa; Arthropoda; Insecta; Coleoptera; Coccinellidae. The coding region runs from base 417 to 1814 and encodes 465 amino acids. The record is from RefSeq and is a predicted model, not a curated record. The transcript is spliced from 3 exons.
UUAGUUCAAAUGAACAAAUUACUAUAUUGUCGCUCACCGGGUACGUAAAAUAUCGAGCGUGCGAGAAACGCAACGGAACGAUUUUCCGUCAGCAUAUCGUGCUACCCUAAGUGCAUAGCGUGCGAAUUUUCCGAAUGCGUUGCACGAGCUGGCGCGCUUACUUCAGUUGAAAAAAUACGCGAUGUAGGUGCGUUGUUUAUCUGUGAGAGAAUUGAAAAAAUUGUCACCUUUGUAUCGCGUGUAGAUGCGGUUGGUCGAGCUCGAUGAUGUAAGUGAAUGAUGAAUGGAAGUCGGAGUUCAAGGAAGAUCAAUUUUUUUUAUAUCCGAUAGGUAUCUAUUGGGAUUUCCCCGAGUUAUUAGAUACAUUAUUCACGCUGCAGUACUGACUUCGUAACGUGAAGGAUGUAGCUUCGAGAAUGUUAUUUCUCAUAAAUGUCAUAAGCUGGGUGUGGAUAGCAGUUUUAAUAUCAUCGAAAUGUGUAGCCAUACUAACAGGCAACAGUCAAUCUUACGAAGACAUCACUUCUUUGCCGAAAUAUGGCUGCCAUUGGACAGGAGGUAGCAAUUCAAUGGUGAACUGCACAUGCAGAGAGGAUGCUGAGGAAUUUUCCAUACAUCACGGACAAAUUCCAGUGUACGACACCUGGGGUAUCCAGAUCAACGACUGCAAGAAAGUCAUAUUCGAUGGACAUUCUAUAGAAAAUCUGCGGAACUUGAGACAAAUCCACCUGAAAAACAUCCCCUCCUUGAGUCUCCUACCGGAAAGCUUCAGUUGGUUCGGAUAUCGAGCGACAUACGAAUCAGACGACGAGGCUGACGAUGAAAACAAUAUACCCUCCUUGAGUAUUUCGAUGGAUAACUGUGUCAUAGAGAAAAUAUCCCAACAUUCCUUCAAAGGCAGAAUAAAGGAUAUAGAACUGAACAAUUGCCACGUCAAGGAUAUGGAAUCGUUCUCCUUCUCCUCGCUACGCCAGUCUGGGACGGUUGUACUCAGGAACACCACAAUCGAUUCCUUGAAACCACAGGCUUUCAAGCUGUUCACCACCAAACAACUCAUCUUGGACGGUAUUUCCAUCGAAGAUGUACCGAGCAGAGCUUUUUCGAAUCUAGUGAUCAAAGAGAAACUCCAAAUCUCCAAUUGUCGGUUUGGAACUCUCCAUUCUGGGUCUUUCAUGAUAGACGGGCCCAAAUGGUUCGAAGUAGUGAACUCUAACAUAUCGGUUUUAGAAGGUGAAGCCUUCACUGUGAAAGUUAAGGGUGACGUUCUGUUCAAAAAUAACGUUAUUGGUGUUUUGGGUCCAGGUGCUUUAAUGAAGAUCGUUAAGAGCAAGGAUUUGGUGCUGAAUACAGCUUUGUUCCUCACGAUAGACUCGAACGUAUUCUCUUACCUAUGGAGUAACUCUCUCGAGGUCAACGGUCUAAUCGCAAAAUUUGUUAACCUACAAUUCAACGAAUCUUGCAACUGUGAUAUAUUCAUGAGCAAUUAUGCUCUGUACAAGGAAUUUUUUACUGAAAUUAAGUGUUUAGACGCUGAAGAGUAUAUCUCGAUUAAGGACUAUGAAGUACAGAAAUGUACAAUGUUAUCCGGACAUACCACCAUGAUAGUCGUAAUAGGUGUUAUAUGCGCACUACUGUUAGUUAUGAUAAUUAUUUUAUCUCUGUAUUACCACAAAGUUUUCAAAGAAGGAAAAUACGGAAAAGACAACGCACCCCAGAAGAAUGUAAGUCUGAUAGUGCCCGAUGGAAGGACCUAUAGGGAGACGGAAGUGCACGUGAUAUUGGAGACAGCGGAUCUCUUGACUACUGAUCUAUGAUAGUUUUAAUUUUUCGAUUGUUGCUAGUCCUGUGAAUAUUUAUGCAUAAAAAGAUAAUAAACUAUUUGAUCUCA